Messenger RNA from Paramisgurnus dabryanus, 3566 nucleotides. It is a transcript of the gene znf598, whose product is annotated as zinc finger protein 598. NCBI's taxonomy places the organism in Eukaryota, Metazoa, Chordata, Actinopteri, Cypriniformes, Cobitidae. The record is from RefSeq and is a predicted model, not a curated record. Gene Ontology annotation, molecular function: ubiquitin protein ligase activity; ribosome binding. Gene Ontology annotation, biological process: protein ubiquitination; rescue of stalled cytosolic ribosome.
UGCUCUGUGCUGAACGAUUACGUAGGAUCGCGCUUCAGCCGGCCUCACUGCCUGUACUGUCGUUUACAACCCGUUCAGAACCACACGAAUUAUACAGAGAAAACUAAAGCACCAAAAACAUCAAGUUAAUUUAAACAUGAUGCAGUCCACCCAUAAGAAAGACGCGGAGAACACCUGUGUGCUGUGUUGCCAGGACAUCGACAUAUUCGCGGUGGGGAAAUGCGAUCACCCGGUGUGUUACCGAUGCUCCACCAAGAUGCGGGUGCUGUGCGAGCAGAACUACUGCGCCGUCUGCCGGGAACAGCUCGACAAGGUGGUCUUUGUAAAGAAACCUGUACCAUUUGCCGCUCUAAACAUUCAUCAGUAUCAGAUUGAAAAGAAAUAUGAUGUAUAUUUUGAAGAUGGAAAGAUCUAUGCGCAAUUCAGGAAGAUUUUGUUAAAUGAAUGUCCUCAAUGCCCAGAAGGUAAAGUGUUUUCUAAAUUCGAAGAGUUAGAGCAUCACAUGCGGAAACAACACGAGCUCUUCUGCUGCAAGUUAUGUGCUAAGCACCUUAAGAUAUUCUCGUACGAGCGCAAAUGGUACAAUCGAAAAGAACUGGCACGUCAUCGGCUGCAAGGGGACCCGGAUGACACCUCGCAUCGUGGGCAUCCCCUUUGUAAAUUCUGCGACGACCGAUAUCUGGAUAACGAUGAGCUUCUGAAGCACCUCCGGCGAGAUCACUACUUUUGCCAUUUCUGUGAUGCGGAUGGCGCUCAGGAGUACUACAGUGACUACCAGUACCUCAGUGAGCACUUCAGAGAGAGCCAUUAUCUGUGUGAGGAGGGCCGCUGUAGCACGGAGCAGUUCACUCAUGCUUUCCGCACAGAGAUUGACUACAAGGCUCACAAAGCCGCAGCCCACAGCAAAAGCAGGGCUGAGGCACGGCAGAAUCGGCAGAUUGACAUACAGUUCACCUAUGCGCCAAGACAACAGCGAAGGAAUGACGGUAUGCAUGGUGGUGAAGACUAUGAGGAAGUGGAUCGCUUUAACAGGCAGGGGAGGCCAGGAAGAGGACGAGGCCCAGGCGGACUCCAGAAUGUACGAAGCUGGAGAUAUACUAGAGAUGAAGAGGACAGAGAAAUGGCCGCUGCUUUAAGAGCCUCAAUGGCCAGCCGAUUCCAAGAGGAGAGAGGCCAUGUGCAGGACCGUGGCCAUGUGCAGGACCGUGGCCAUGUGCAGGACCGUGGCCAUGUGCAGGACCGUGGCCAUGUGCAGGACCGUGGCCAUGUGCAGGACCGUGGCCAUGUGCAGGACCGGGGCCAUGUGCAGGACCGUGGCCAUGUGCAGGACCGUGGCCAUGUGCAGGACCGGGGCCAUGUGCAGGACCGGGGCCAUGUGCAGGACCGGGGCCAUGUGCAGGACCGGGGCCAUGUGCAGGACCGGGGCCAUGUGCAGGACAGAAAUGGCCACAAGCCAAGAAAAGAAGAAAAGGUGGAAUCAGAUGAGAUGAGAAAUAACAGGGGCAUGGUGAAGCCUCCAAAUGAAAUGCAAGCUCGAUCAAUGAAGAGUAAUCCACCCUUGCCUGGUGAGGACUUCCCAGUUUUAGGGGCACCUGCACCUCCUGUCCCCAUUCAAAGCGCCAUCAAACCAACUCCUGUCUCACUGAAGGAAGAUGACUUUCCAACCCUCUCUGGUGCCGUAGCUUCUGCUCCAAUGACGCCUGCAUACACAAACCAACCCAGGAAACAUUCAUCCUUUCAAGAGGAGGACUUUCCUGCAUUGGUCUCCAAGAUUAAAACCGUAAAGCCGCAGGCGAACAGCAAAUCAGCGUGGUCUCAGGCAGGAAGCAAACCUGUGGUGGUUCCCAAUAAACCUGUGGUUCUGCCGACCAAAACAACCCCUGGUGUCUCCUCGUCCAUACUGUCCGCCAGUGACCCACCCCCAAGUGCAACUGUCCCUCAGCCCCUCACCGCCUCAUCAUCUCGCCGAAAAAAGAAGCUCACCCCAGCAGAAUCCAACAAAGCUAAAGUAAGAUGUCCGUCUUCCUCCGACGAUGAAGAUCCCAAGAACAGUAAAACAACCCAGGAGAUUCGAGCAGUUCCUACCAUGCUUGACAUUUCCACUCUGCUAACAGUGAAAGGUGGCUCAUCUCAGUCAAAUCCCAAAACCAAUAAUAAGAAGAAGAAGCAGGCAACGACAUCAUCACCUGGGACUCCUUUGCAUACUGCUGAGUCGGUGUGUAAGAUAGCUCAUAAAGAAAACGUCCCUGAAACGAAGCCACCAGAUACCAGUUUCACCAAAGUUCCAACAGCCUCCAAAACAAACUCAUUUAUGAAUGGGCAUAUGGAGAAGCCAACCGAAGCACUAUCUUGUACCUCAAUUUCUGCAAAUAUUCCUUCUCCUGUAAAGCAGCCAGCAACUGACCAAGAACCUUUACCCAAGGAAGAAGAUUUUCCAGCUCUUAUCUCAAAUAAACCUCCACCUGGCUUUAAAAGCGCAUUUCCCUUGAAGAGCACUCAGAGUGCGCUGCCUCCUCCUCCUGGACUCGUACCUGUGGUCAGCAAACCUCCACCAGGAUUUACUGGCAUCCCGCUCAACAGUAAUGUGGUCGAACCAACAAUGCCUGCUGUUAACAGGCCGACACCUGCUAUUGGAUCCUACCUCGUACCUGAAAAUUUCCAGCAGAGGAACAUGGACCUCAUUCAGUCUAUUAAGAAUUUCCUUCAGAAUGAUGAGACCAAGUUCAAUGAGUUUAAAAACUAUUCGGGCCAGUUUAGACAGGGUGUAAUACCUGCUGUCCAGUACUACAAAAGCUGCCAGGAAUUGCUGGGCGAGAAUUUCAACAGGGUCUUCAAUGAGCUGCUGGUUCUCCUCCCAGACACUCGUAAGCAACAGGAGCUCCUCACUGCCCAUGCAGACUUUAAAGCCCUUGAGAAACAACAGCAAGUCUCAAAGCCCAAGAAAAACAAAAAGAAAGCCUGGCAGACAGGCAACACCAGCAACAGCCAAGAUCUGGACUGCCAAGUAUGUCCCACCUGCAAACAGGUUGUGGCAUUGAAGGACUUCAACGCCCAUAAGACCCUGCACAUCAGCGACGAUGACUUUCCCUCUCUACAGGCCAUAAGCAAGAUUAUCAGUUAGCCAUCAGUACGUGAACGUCUACAGCUCAGUCACACAAGAUCUGGUGCUUCACCAGGGAAAAAGAUGCUUAACAAGUCAAAGGAGCAGCACUGAUGUUUACUUGGAUUGUUCGGUUAGGUUGAAAGUUUUGAUGCGCACCUUUUUUGAAGCAAAAAGAUCAUGAAGAUCUUGUACUGUUAGAGGUGCGAGUGAGACUGAGUUUAAUCUACUUGAAUGAUUGAGUUAUAACGUUAAUACCUGUGCCACUCCAGUCCUUCCUCAACUUGUUUUUCAUCAGGUUUUUCUAAUGCUGUUAGCAUGCUCAUUUGAUUUUUUACAUUUUGUCAGGUUGGCUGCCUUUGAAAAAAUAACUUAUUUCGAAACAUACCUGCCGGUGGGUUGAAACUUGUUCGUUUCUCAUUUCUGCUUACAUCUACAGUACAUAAAAAUAAACGGUUAAUAUAUA